CUUAACUUCCUUAACUUUUCCCAUUCAUUCUCUAUGGUAGUUCUUAUCACUACGGAUGUAAUAUUUUUCUGGCCACAAGCGGGAUUUUGGUGGCGCUGUUUCCCCCCUCGGCAGAAGUAAGGGGAUGAUUUAUUUUCUGAGUGACAGACAGCAUCGAACGUUCUCGGGCGUUGAACGUUCUGGAAGAGUUGACAAUUAUUUUCAUCCGUGGACAAGUUAACUUUUCGCCAGGAGACACCAAGUUAACAACAACAAGUUAGCUUUUCAAUUUGAAAAGAAAUCAUGAAUCCCGUCAGCUUCUUCCCCGGAAAGAUGACGGUGACAUUUAGGAGGGGACCAUCGGGUCAUCUGCGGCAGGACCCAUCCUCUGAGGCCAUGAGGAUAAAACAUAAUCCUGGGCUUCAGGUCAAUAGUCCCGCUGAGAAACCUGAGCUAGUGAAGACCAGCGCUCGCACUGUGGUCAUCCAGCGAGGAGGGGAUGUGUCGGACCGACAGGAGGUGAUGGGAGAGUACCUGCUGCAGUUUGGCAAGUACCAGGGAAAAUCGUUCAAGUGGCUCCUCGAGAACGAUGUUGGCUACACCAUCUACCUGAUGAAAAAGGUAGACGAUGAGGAGAGAGCCGGGACCUUCAACCCACAGGGACACAGUAAGGACAGCCUGCUGUCUUUUCUGGACUAUGCCAGGAGCUUCCAGGAAAUACAGGACCUGAGGAACUACCUGAUCUCCAGGAACCCUGCUGAACCUGUGGCGUCAGAGGGGGACAAUAUUGUCGGCUUUGGUCGCAGGGCCAAAACCACCUGGAGGCAGAUCUGGGAGAGCAGGGCGGAUGGUUAUGCUGCCUACAUCUCACGCCAAAAGUGCAUCAAAAACAGCAAGAUGUACAACCUGCAGCAGUACAUCCUCAAGCAGGAAAGGGCUGAAUCCUGUCCAACACCUGCAGAAGGCUCCACUACAUCUACUGCCUCCAUCCCAACAUCAGGCACUCUAGAAGGCUCCACCACAUCUACUGCCUCCACCACAUCUACUGCCUCCACCCCAACAGCAGGCACUCUAGUGAUGGAGGAGGACGAGGAACUGGAGAGACAGAUGUUGAACCUGUCUCCAUCUUUAUUUGACACCGGAGUAAGCAGGUGGAUCAUCAAGGGUGAAACCGUAACUCUUCCGGUACUUGAUCAAAUGUCCCCGGUGCUUUCAGGCCCACCAGCAGCAGUCCAGGGAAGAGCAGCUGUGGAUCCAACGAAAGGAAUUAACAUGCCGUCGAAGAUGGUAAGUGUUUUGUGUUAUAUGCAUGCUUCAUUUAAGCUGUCGUUCAAGGAUUUGGCGUGUGAAAUACCACAGAGGCUUAGAUACAGGUUCACAUGCCACAUCUUUGAUUGACCAGUGAUAUUCUUACUAUAUACUUAUAUUGCUUCUGUGCUUUACCUGUUCUCAGAUGCUUAAACGAUUUGUGUUAUUACAUUUCAAAUACACAACAAUUCAAAAUUGAAUGAAAAAUGUUUAGUCUGUGCUACCAGUUAGCUGCAAAGACAACAGGUAAAGUCAGAUUGCAAAGCAUAAGAAACUUAAAUGUGUGAGGAAAAUGACACUGAUUGU
Molecule: messenger RNA, 1593 nt
Organism: Gadus morhua (Atlantic cod)
Lineage: Eukaryota; Metazoa; Chordata; Actinopteri; Gadiformes; Gadidae
Exons: 5
Coding region: 283-1377 (364 amino acids)
Source: RefSeq, a predicted model, not a curated record